AAAAGCAAUACAUAUUUUCAGCGGAUUUGAGUUCACUAACAUCUUGUAGAGCUGCAUACGCACACUUUGGAUAGGAUCAGUCUUAAGUUACCGAGGGGCCUCGCGUUGACCGGUUCCAGCCAAGCCUAUAAGCCAUAUUGCAAGCGGCAGGUAUCCAUGGCUUUCGCAGCAGCCGACCUCGCACCAGAAAUGCUGCAGCUUAACGGUCAGCUACCAGAUUGGGUGGAGGACGAGACCGACGUUCUGCCGCUGACGCCAACCCAGCCAAUGGAGCAGCCCACAUUCGGCCCUGAGACUGAUGCUGCUGAGGCACAACAAGAAAGCCGCUCGGCCAGGCCCAAACGUCCACUUGCACCUUACUCCCAGCGCGAAAUCUACGAGAAGAAACCGCUCUCAAGUCGCCGUAUGCCCGCUUCAAGCGGCAGGCGCUCAAUCAACAAGGCCACGCCCGACAGCAGCACUCCAGGCACCGGCGCUGGACUCAAAUCGCACGCAACCUCCACUGCCAUGUCUCCAAGUGCAAGCAUUCCUGCGAUCACCGCCCGCCGCAGCACCGCCACGACCAAGGCAACAGCCACAACUACCGGCGACGAAUCCACCACUGCUCGGAUGCGCGCUGCUCCGGACACCGGCAUGUCUCCUCGCCCGCUUUCCAGCCGACAGCAACACGUUCCCCACCACAUGCAACCAACCAAGUCGGCUGCAGCCCGCCUGCAGCUAGCUGGUGUUACCGCCUCCGAGCUUACUGGUGCUGCUGCUGCUGGUGCUUCCACAGCAGCUGACAAGUCCCGCGCCUUCAAGGCCGGACGUACUGCGGCCGCUGGCAAAGCCGCUAACAAGAUCAAGCAGCAGCAGCAGCGGCAACAGUCUCAGCAGUCCAUGGAGGCAGCUCCCAAGUCCUCACGCGACACCCACGCCAGCACCCCGGCUUCCCAACCGCAGCAACAUGAGCAAGACCAGGGCCAGCAGCCUGAUCAGCUGACAUUGUCAUCAGGCAAGAGCCCUGCCAAGAGCCCGGCCAAGAUGGCUGCCAUCUUCGUCCGGCCCUCAACCACCCCCACCGUCAGCGGCGGCGGAGCUCCUGAGGACGCCGCCAUUCCUGCUGCCGCCAUCGCCACCAACCCCAGCGAUGGCGAUGCCGUGCACGCGCCGUCCGCAGCCUGCAAGUCCACCUCCGGUCCUGCUGCCGCAUCCGCACCUGCUGCUUCCAUCACCGCCUCUCCCCGGCGGCCGCAGCAUCACCCGCCCUCGCCGCACCUCCCUGCCAUUAGAUCCAAGGGGACGUCUGCCACCACAACCCCCAAGCGCUCCAACGCGGCCGCCUCCUCCAAGGAUAAGGCCAAGGACAACAGCAGCAGCAACCGCCACCAUGACGGCGACAACGACUGCUGCGUGCAGCGCGACGCCAAGACUCCCGCCUCCAGUCGCGAUGCCGCUGUCACUCCCGCCAAGCCCAAAUCCACCACCGUGCGCGCCCUCUCCCCUGCCGUGGCUGCUGCUGCUGCGCCUACCGCUGCGCCGCCGGCGUCCCCAGCAGCGGAAGCGGAGAGCAGCGCCCUUGCCGCAGCCAUUAGCCGCGAGGUCGAGCCGGUGGUGCAGGAUGAGGCGAUCGCGGCGGAGAAGGAUGUGACGCUGGAUGUUGAUGGCGACGCCUCGGUUGCGUCGGCGACUCCGAGCAAGAGGGGGGCGGAUCAGCAGCAGGGCCCGGUGGACCCGCAAGAGGAGAUGGCGGCGGCGACGGCGUGGCGCAGCAUGGACGAGGGGCGGCCGGUGGAGCAGGGCUGUGGCUGUGUGGUGAUGUGAGCAGCGGGCGGUGUAAGCCUCGGGCGGCAGGGCAUCUGUGUGGUGGAUGGCAUGCAUUUCGAUGGAAUGCGAGGGUUGCGGUGCAGCAGGGUGGGUGAGAACCGGAGGAGGGCAAUCGCCGACCUGUGCUAUUGGAGUGUGAUUCAUGGGUACGUUGACGAAGUCUGGAUUGCCUGAGGAGGUAGUUCAACGGAGUCGCAAGGAAACACAACCUUUGGAGGUACAGAGAAAGUAUGUGGUAGAAGACCUGUGGGUGUGCUGAGAAGGCUGGUAGGUGGAUGGAUGGGUUGGUGUUUGUUGUACAUAGUUGUAGUUCUAGCCGUUGGAGCCAUAGAUGUUGGGAGGACGCCGUGCUUGGCUCUGUCAUAGUUUCAGCCAGUGAGCUUGGGUGCUGCUGUGUUCGCUGCCUGCCCGGGUGUCUGCUGCCGGACAAACCCAAACCCUAGUAGUUUGGUGGGCAGCAGCAACAAGCAUGGCCCGCAACCUCACAGCUCGACACGUUCUUAUUCUUUGAUUGUAGUGUGGAUGCAAUCCUAGGCACAGCAGCGCACCGGACAGUGACGGUUGCAUGUCUGAUCUACCGUACCCAUGUCACCUGCGCAUGUCAUGACGGAGGCGCCAUGGAACGGACAACCGGCGCCGUCACCACUGCCGUGUGGUGUGGGCCUUGAGCACCCUUUUGGCCCCUUUCCUCUAUUAUUUGGUGAUCUUGUCUUGUCUCUCUUGUCUUGUCUCCUCUGGCCCCAGUCGUGUUGGGAAGCUAGGGAGCCCCAGGACGCACGGCUUUCGCGAACAGACUAGCUGCCGUGAUCAGUGCCGCAUUACGGCACAACACGUGAUUGAUUCGUCGACAUGACGAGGCGUCCAAUCUGUUGUCCCCUAGGGUUUCGUUCUAAAUUUUCUUAAUCUCUGGACACGACGCCGCUGACAAAACGUGUGCGAUAUCGUAAUGUGUAUAGAUGAAGUGUGCUACACCUUGCUGCGACUAUCGUCGUAGCUUUGAUUCUUACGCACCUUACGGUGCUCCCUCUUAGGCAACAUGUCUAGGUUCGAACCUGUGCUAACCUGAGACAGGAGUUCGACGUUUAGGCAUCUAGCAAGCUAGGCGGCGUGUCCCUGGCAUCUAAGGACACUUGCCGACCUUGUACGAACGGCUUCGGGGGUGUCUUGUUGGUACUGACUAGAUGAUAUGGACCAUGCGAAUAAUUUUCGCGCUGUUGUCUUGACGUCUGUUGUACAUGUACCACGGGUCUUCCGAACACUGCAGUAUGACUAAACGUACUGCCACUAUAUCUGCCGGGGCGUGCAGCUCUGAAUACGUGCAGCACUCGGGCCUUGUAAAGGUCAAUGUCUUCG
Astrephomene gubernaculifera is the source of this 3159-nucleotide messenger RNA. The record is from the annotation of a GenBank genome assembly. NCBI's taxonomy places the organism in Eukaryota, Viridiplantae, Chlorophyta, Chlorophyceae, Chlamydomonadales, Astrephomenaceae.